AUGAAUUUAAGGCCAUUUAUUAAAACCCACAUAAAGACUAUGAUGACAAAUUUUGAAGUUAACAGAGGACCCUUUGAUUCGUUUCUAAGAGAAUACUAUAAAAACAACAAGACUCUUGGGCCUUCUGAAUGGUCAAUAAUUCCUAAACCGCAUUUGAUCUCAUCAGAAAUGAUGUUCUGCUCUCUCAUUUUACAAAAGAUGUGGAUAGAAAUGUGA
This is a messenger RNA of Paramecium octaurelia, 216 nucleotides long. NCBI's taxonomy places the organism in Eukaryota, Ciliophora, Oligohymenophorea, Peniculida, Parameciidae. The record is from the annotation of a GenBank genome assembly.